AUACACCAAGAAGGAGAGAAGAGCUCUGCAAACUUCAUCUCCAUAGCCCAAAUCCAAACUCAAGCUAAAGGGAGUCCAAGAAGAAAGUUUAAGAAGGAAAAAGCUAGGAAAAAGUGUGAAAAUUAAGGGACUUGAUUUAAAGUAUUUUUGAGCUUCGCCGGAGUUUCGUCGGAGUUGGUCAAAGUUCGCCGGAGUUGGUCAAAGUCAAAUCGAGAAACGUAGAACGCGCUUAAGCUUAAUUAAGUGUCACAGUGACCAUGGACUUCGUGGUGGGGCUACCACGAACAGUGAACAACUAUGAUGCAGUAUGGGUAGUGGUUGAUAGGCUCACCAAGAGUGCACACUUUUUGCCUAUCAACAUUACUUAUCCUCUUGAAAGAUUGGCAAAGCUAUACACGGAGGAGAUUGUGAGACUGCAUGGAGUUCCGAUAUCCAUUGUCUCGGAUAGGGACCCACGUUUCACAUCCCGAUUUUGGCCAAAAUUUCAAGCAUCUUUGGGUACGAAGCUAAAGUUAAGCACAGCCUUUCACCCACAGACGGACGGGCAAUCCGAGAGGGUGAUACAGAUUCUGGAAGAUAUGCUUAGGGCAUGUGCUCUAGAGUUCCAAGGGAGUUGGGACAAGCAUUUGGCUCUGGUUGAGUUUGCCUAUAACAACAGUUAUCAGGCGAGUAUUGGCAUGCCUCCAUACGAGGCAUUGUAUGGGAGAAAAUGUAGAACACCGUUGUGUUGGGACGAGGUUGGCGAAGCCAAGCUCGAGGGGAUUGAACUUGUCGAAAUCACCAAGGCUAAGGUGAAAGUCAUUCAGGAUAGACUCAAGGCUGCCCAAGAUCGGCAAAAGAGUUAUGCUGACAAACGACGCAGGCCAUUGGAGUUUGAGGUCGGUGAUAAGGUCUUUCUAAGGAUUUCUCCUUGGAAAGGUAUCAUCAGGUUUAUAUCGAGGGGCAAACUUAACCCCCGAUACAUUGGCCCAUAUGAAAUCCUUGAAAGGAUAGGGGCCGUGGCUUACCGUAUUAAAUAGACGCCAGAACUUGAGAGGAUACACGACGUGUUUCAUGUAUCGAUGCUCAAGAAAUAUGUGCGCGAUCCGUCUCAUAUCCUUGAGAAACCACCGGUAGAGAUACGUGAAGACCUACAAUAUGCGGUGGAACCGGUGAAGAUUGUGGGUCAACAGGUAAAGAAACUAAGGAACAAGGAGAUUCCUAUGGUAAAGGUCCUUUGGAGGAGUGAUCGAGCCGAAUAAGAAACCUGGGAGACUGAAGUCUCAAUGAGGGAGCAGUACCCUUUCCUUUUCGAUUAGACACGUGGAUUUCGGGGACGAAAUCCCAAAUAAGGGGGG
This is a messenger RNA of Cuscuta europaea, 1337 nucleotides long. NCBI's taxonomy places the organism in Eukaryota, Viridiplantae, Streptophyta, Magnoliopsida, Solanales, Convolvulaceae. The record is from the annotation of a GenBank genome assembly.